AUGAUGGGUAAUAAUGUAUUUAGUGUUUCAGCAGCAUAUCUUUUGAUACUCAUCAGUAAUGUUACUAGUUUGGAAACCGAAAAUAUCAUUGGAGGUCAUCAAUCGAAAGACAAAGAAUUCAAGUAUCAAGUUUCCAUACAAAAUAUAAGGGAGCACAAAUGUGGUGGUGCACUCAUUGCACCUGACGUGGUUUUGACUGCAGCACAUUGCUUUUAUGAUCAAAAAACUAAUACUUUCAAUAACUACCCAUAUUUUGUUGUCGCGGGGACGACAAACGUAAGCGAUUACACUUACAGGACACGCGUAAAGACAAUGUAUUUGCACUCAAAAUAUAAAAAUUACAAUAACACCUUAGUUUUGAACGAUAUCGCCCUUGUAAGACUCGAUGAAGCAUUUGACGUUGGUAAGGAUCAACCGAUUGAUUUGGUAUCGCUACCAGCCAAACACGAAAACUUUGUGGGCAAAAUUGCUAACGUAUCAGGUUUCGGUUGGAACAAUGUUGAGUUGAUUGACAACCAGCCGGUGGGUUCCUCAUCAGGACAAUUAAGACACGAAUCAGUAAAUAUUAUGGGGUUGGAAAAAUGUGGUGCAGAAAAGUAUCNCAGUCAGAGAAUUUCACCGAAAGCCUCCAAAAUGAUGCCAACUAAUCUACCCACUCUUUUGGCAGCUUUUCUUGUAAUACUUGUAAGCAAAGUUACUAGUUUGGAAAUAGAAAAUAUCAUUGGAGGUCAAGAUUCGGGAGACAGAGAAUUCAAAUAUCAAGUUUCCAUCCAAGCAGAAAGAGAACACCAAUGUGGUGGUGCACUCAUUGCACCUGACGCUGACAGUGGUAGUCCUCUUGUUUUUGAGAACAAAGUCAUUGGUAUCAUGAGUACGGGACCCAAUGCUAUAUGUGAUGAAUCACAAAGUCCAGCAGAAUACACCAAAGUUUCGGAGUUUUUGGACUUUAUUAAGAGUGUUUUAGAUCACAAACUGAUACUUAAUAUCAUGUUAAUCAAUAAUUACUAA
Copidosoma floridanum is the source of this 1008-nucleotide messenger RNA. Its product is annotated as transmembrane protease serine 11D-like. The record is from RefSeq and is a predicted model, not a curated record. NCBI's taxonomy places the organism in Eukaryota, Metazoa, Arthropoda, Insecta, Hymenoptera, Encyrtidae.